Molecule: messenger RNA, 988 nt
Organism: Amphimedon queenslandica
Lineage: Eukaryota; Metazoa; Porifera; Demospongiae; Haplosclerida; Niphatidae
Exons: 9
Coding region: 18-803 (261 amino acids)
Source: RefSeq, a predicted model, not a curated record
UUUGUUGUAAUGUUGAUAUGGUAUCUAAAUCACUUUUUCAAAAAUUUCGAAAUAAAAUUAAAGAAUUAAAAGGAGUUACCACUGAAAUUUUUAACUCAGAGGCUAAAAAGUUUGUGGAAAAUGAAGAUGCAUCAUUAAAGAAUGCUCUGAAUGAUCUGCCCUUUAAAAAUAUAGCCAAGGUUGUUACCAAUUCAACACAUAAACUUGGGUUUAUUAGACAAUUAAUGGAACAGUAUCUGGCUUCUUACUGCAAUGCAACUAUUUCUACAGAUGUGUCUGAUUUACCUGAAAUUGACAUUUCUAUCUUUGUAAAUGAUAGCACAAUACCAGUGAGCAGCAGCCCAACUCUCACGUUAAAAGAUCUACUUAGCAAAGUGCAUUACAGCUUUUGGGAUAUGAUCAAAAUUUUUUUUAAAAAAUUAUUUUCGGGAUUUAAGGAUACCGAUCCAAGACGUCCAUUAUUGGAACCAGAAAUUAAUGCUUUCCUUAAGGAAUUAGAGGAACAUUUUGUAAAAGACUGUCAUGAAUAUUUUGAAAAGAUUAAACCAGGAAUAGUACAGAGCUAUCUAGAAGAGCAUAGAAAAACUGCUGAGAAACACAUAACUGAUGUGGAACAGCAAUAUUCCAGACAAAGAGAAGCGAUGGAUGCUCAAGUUAGAGAAUGGAGGAAACAAGCUAGAUUUAAUAGGGAAACGGUCAAAUCUCAUUCUGAUUUAAUUGAUAAUCUGGAGAAGCAAAAGGUUCAUCUUUUAUCUCUAGCCAAUCAAUUUGGAAUUUCCUUGUGUCCCAAACAAGAUUAUUAGUAGUGUAACAAGAUUAAUAGUGUGUGUGUGUGUGGACUUUUGUUUGUUUGUAGUUUUAGAUCUAACUAUAAUAAUAGUGAUAGUUACAAUUAAUUAAACUUAUAAUUUUUGCUUGCUUUAUGUCUAUUAUGUUUGUCUAUAUUAUGCUAUUAUAAUUUGAGCUGAUCACAAGUUUUCAAAGCAAA